CGGCUGAAAAAAAUCAGUUUCAUUCGCAAGCUGUUGCAACUCAUUUCACCAACUCAAUCUACGCACUGUUGUAGUUUUGUCAAUACUUCAGUGCCAACACUUCGAACAUCCAUCGAUCUAGAAUUAUCGUCUCACUGUUUCCCUAUCGAGAGAUCACUGAGGGGUCAUCAUGAUUUUGGCAGCUCGAAAACAUCUCUUUGCCACCAAUAUCAUUUUCUUCUUCAUCAUUUUCGUGGUACAGAAAUUCAUCCAGCUUUUCUGUAUCAUUGAGGAGAAGGCCUGCAAAAAUGCCAACUGUCCGGGGGACAAGCGAUGUGAUGAACGUUGUGUUGUAUCAACUGGUGUUGUUCCGUCACCAUCAGCACCACAAAUGGCAGCUGCAGGCCUACCCCUCGUCAAACCAUCCUCGUCAUCCAACUCCAUACCAUCGCCCACACCCACACUCACUCCCACACCUUCACCACCACCAUCGCCAACACCCCCAGUGAGAGGUCUAAGACUGAUACCCAUGGCCAUGCGUAAGAAUUUGCGAAAUUUCGGAUUCGGCGAAGGUCACUUUCAGCUAUUCGUCGAAGAGAAACAGCGUCAGAAGUACAUAUCGAAAUCUCGCCUCAAUGCGGCCGUAGCUGAAGUCAAACUCAAUCCCAAUUAGCUUUCCGAAGUAAUUUGCAUCAGAGUAAUUUGGACAAAGAUUUAAAUCGAACGAACGAUCGAUUGUGAAAUAUUGGUACUAUGCGAUCAAGUGAUAUGUUUAUCAGAAUAAAUACAAAUUUUUAAUUUUCAUAUUCAA
This is a messenger RNA of Musca domestica (house fly), 790 nucleotides long. Its product is annotated as proline-rich protein 11. The coding region runs from base 170 to 652 and encodes 160 amino acids. The transcript has a single exon. NCBI's taxonomy places the organism in Eukaryota, Metazoa, Arthropoda, Insecta, Diptera, Muscidae. The record is from RefSeq and is a predicted model, not a curated record.